Molecule: messenger RNA, 2703 nt
Organism: Cavia porcellus (domestic guinea pig)
Lineage: Eukaryota; Metazoa; Chordata; Mammalia; Rodentia; Caviidae
Gene: Abhd17a
Product: abhydrolase domain containing 17A, depalmitoylase
Exons: 5
Coding region: 328-1260 (310 amino acids)
Biological process (GO): protein depalmitoylation; regulation of postsynapse organization
Cellular component (GO): plasma membrane; endosome membrane
Molecular function (GO): palmitoyl-(protein) hydrolase activity
Source: RefSeq, a predicted model, not a curated record
GUCACUUCCGGGGCGGUGCCAAGAGCGAGGCACACUUCCGCCCGCAGGGAAGAGGCGGCGGCUGUAUCAGCGGCGCAGGAGGCUGGGCCCGGACGCCCGGGGAUCGACGGACUCUAGGGCGGGCGGACGGGAGCCAUGGAGCGCGGCCCCGGGGCCGGGGGGCGCGGGCUGGGGAGGGUUUCCCGAGGCACACCAUGGAGACCCGUGACGGCAAGGCUCCUGGGGGCUCGGCUCGGACUGCGAUGGGGCUGGGCCACAGCCUCCUAACAGGGCUGUUGUCGAGGGUGGCGGCCGAGUGUCCGAGGCCCGGCCCAGUGCCCGCCCGCCAUGAACGGCCUGUCGGUGAGUGAACUCUGCUGCCUCUUCUGCUGCCCGCCGUGCCCUGGCCGCAUCGCUGCCAAGCUCGCCUUCCUGCCGCCUGAGCCCACCUAUUCGCUGUUGCCUGAGCCGGAGCCGGCGCCUGGCGGGGCCGGGGCCGCCCCAUCAGGGACCCUGCGGGCCUCUGUGGGUACCCCGGGGCGCUGGAAGAUCCACCUGACGGAGCGCGCUGACUUCCAGUACGGUCAGCGGGAGCUGGACACCAUCGAGGUCUUCCUGACCAAGAGCGCCCGCGGCAACCGCAUCUCCUGCAUGUACUUGCGCUGUGUGCCUGAGGCCAGGUACACGGUUCUCUUCUCCCACGGCAACGCCGUGGACCUCGGCCAGAUGAGCAGCUUCUAUAUUGGCCUGGGCUCCCGCCUCAGCUGCAACAUCUUCUCCUACGACUACUCGGGCUACGGUGUCAGCUCCGGCCGGCCCUCCGAGAAGAACCUCUAUGCUGACAUCGAUGCCGCCUGGCAGGCCCUGCGCACCAGGUAUGGCAUCAGCCCCGACAGCAUCAUCCUGUACGGGCAGAGCAUCGGCACGGUGCCCACAGUGGACCUGGCCUCGCGGUACGAGUGCGCCGCCGUGGUGCUGCACUCGCCGCUCACCUCGGGCAUGCGGGUCGCCUUUCCUGACACCAAGAAGACCUACUGCUUUGAUGCAUUCCCCAACAUCGAGAAGGUGUCCAAGAUCACGUCGCCGGUGCUCAUCAUCCACGGCACGGAGGAUGAGGUGAUUGACUUCUCACACGGGCUGGCACUGUAUGAGCGCUGCCCCAAGGCCGUGGAGCCGCUGUGGGUAGAGGGCGCCGGGCACAACGACAUUGAGCUCCACAGCGAAUACCUGGAACGGCUGCGCCGCUUCAUCUCCCAGGAGCUGCCCAGCCAGCGCGCCUAACGGUGCCCAGGGACUCACCCUGUGCCGGGCCUCAGCAAUAAGGUGGCCGCUCGAGGACUCGCCCCUCCGCGGCCCAGGGGGCUGCAUGUGGACCCCUGGGCCAUCUAGGACCCCGCCCUGGCCCAGGGGCCACGGACAAUGUACAGGUGAUGGAGUUACACUCUUCCUUUUGGAAGCAAAGAGAGGUGAAAAAUUAAAAAGAUUUAAGAUUUUAGGGUUCCUCUCCCCUUCUGUGGUUCUUGCAGGUCCAGUGAGCACCAGGAGUGGUGGGUCGGCAGCCCCAAAGAGCUGGAGGCAGGGGAAUGAGAGAAGGGGUGGAAGGGCAGCAUUCUGGGGAGACUGGCAAAUUAGACCUCUGGGGCACAGCCCCGGGUGGGGAGCCUCUCUCGGGGUCCCUUUCUGCCCACCCUUGCCUGGCCCUCCUAUGGGCGCUAUUACAGAGGGGACUAGAGAAUCCAUCCUGUACCAGGAGCACCAGGCUCUACGGACCGAACUGGACCAAGACUUUGGGUCAGGCAGAUGCCUCUGCAAGCCAGCUGGAGGGGAGCCGGCAGGUGGAUGAGGUCCCCCGGGCUGGGUCUGGGGAGGACUUCUGUCUAAGACCCAGUUCUGUCCUUGUCCCAUUCAAGGACUCAAGGCCUUUGAGCUGCGGCAUCCGGGCCUCCCCAGGCCACAGUACCUAGAGAGCUCUGUGACCUCCGUGGCAGGAGCUCUUGAGCAGGACAGGCCCUGUCCUCCUGCCUAGGCCACAGCAGGGUUAGGUUCCCAGCGGCCUCUACCAAGGCGUGGUUGGUCCUCUUUAAGGGAGGGUGGGGCUUCAGUCGGGGCGGGGGAAGCGAGGGGGCGUGGCUACCGCGGGUCUGCGGAGCACGUGGGGCCGGGCGGAAGUGACGUCUGCGAGCCCGGAAGUGGAGGCGGCCGGUGGUCCGUGGAGGCGGCGGUGGGUCGGCGGUGAGUGGUGACGGCUCAGACUCAGCCAGGUACCCGCCCAGGCCGGCCCCCGGCUGCUUCCGUGACUUCCUCGUCGGCGCGUAUCACGGUCCUGUCGCUGCACUCGUCCUUCCGUCCGUGUCCCGUUGUGUCUGCUCGGGAAAGCGUCCGCGCGCGGUGGAGGCGCCAGCUGCGAGUCCGGGGUCACUUGUGAGGCCAGGAGCUUGUGGAAGGCAGCCGUGGUGAAUUAGGGAGCGUCCAUGUCCCCUCUCUCGCCAGCUCCACUGUCUUUGCACAGACUGCAGCGUCCUCCGUCCCGUGUUUGUGCUAUGGCCCCAGCGCGGCUGCCCUUUGCUGAUGCGUCUGCUCUGUCUAGGUUGCCGGCUGCAGUGUUUCUACCCCGACUCCCCACCCCCAUCUUGUCCCCCUGCUGGGUGGCCCUGUGACCCCUACUGCAGCGCUGGUCACCUAGAAUGUUGUCUCUGCCACCAUUAAAACCUGCUCUGCCUUUGG